CGAUAGCGUGGUGUUGUGAACAACUACCAAGUGCCAACAAAUGACCUCCCAGUCGUAACGAUCGAAAUACAGAUUGUGUCAGGCCAUUGCUUUGUGUAACCGCGUGUUGGACAGUCCUCGGUGACACGUAGCUAACUGACAACCAGUAAUCAAGAUUACUCAUGCGACGAAAAUGAAAAUAACGAUAGUGAUUACGUUGUUUUUGGUGGUGUUAUUAUGUGUGGAAGGAAAGAAAACGGGUAAAAGUCGGGGUUCAGGCUCCGGUUCGAGAAGUUCGUCGAGAGGGAAAACAGCCCCCCAACCUGCACCUACUUCAUUCAGCAACCCUCAGCCCUCAGCCCCGAAACCAUCGCUAUUCGGAUGGCAAGAAAAACCUGCUCAACGCAAGACGCAGACACAGAGGCAACAGUCUACUCCAACUGGUAGUAAAACCCAUUCGUACCCAUCGAGUCAAACCGGUCUUUCUGGCGGUAAUACGCAACCAAAGCAGGCAACAAGCUCUCAAGCCCAACCGGCAAACAACAAGCCCAGUUAUCCAGCCGGCAAUGGUUUAUCAGGAAGCGGGGGCCAGCCUCCAGCAAAUGGAAUGUCAGGCAACAGUGGGCAUGGUUAUCCCGCGCAAGAAAGUGUUCAAAGGAGCAACGCGCCGCAACAAGCUAAUAAGCCACCUGGUAGCGGCUAUCCAGCUAGUACUGGGCUAUCAGGUAAUGGCGGUUAUCCUCCUUCAAAUGGCCUUUCUGGUAACAGCCCAUCGUCAGGUCAUGCUUCUGGAGUAGCUCCUCCACCUUACUCCGCGGCUGGCGGUGCGCAGUACCCUGGUUCAGGCGUAGCUCCACCCCCAUACCAGGCUGCACCCCCUCCGUAUUCUGGAUACAAACCCGGAGGAAACUAUGGAACAAACAAUUACGGUAACAACUACCAUCCACAGGCUCCACCGCCGGCAUAUUCGAAUCCAGGAGCACAUUACGGAGGUUACGGCGGUCAUGGUGGUUACGGAGGAUCUGGAUUCAACGGAUACGGGUCUCAAAUGCCUGGUUACUUCGGAAAUAGAGGUUUCGGCGGUGGAAGUCGCACUAGCAGUGCACUUAAAGGUGUUGGUAUUGCGGGUGCCGGAGUGGGAACACUUUUAACCGGUUUAGCUUUAUGGAAUUUGGCGCGAUCAACUGGCCACCAUCACCAUACAGUUAUUUACGACAACAGAGGGCAACCAGUGGCGGUUGCGCCAAAUAAUAGUACAGAGCCUGUGGUAGACCCGAUACUGGGAGACUUGGUUAAUUGCACUUUAACUAUAAGCAGCCCUAAUGCAACGGAAGUACUGGGUAUUCCUUGUGCAAUUGCUACUUCCUUCACGCCCGAGGCAGACGUAAAGGAAAAGGCACAAGACGCAAACGCCGACGAUAAGACAGAAUGCAUUGUCACAGUUGUAACAAAGGCAGGUAGAGAAUUUGCGACAGCAAUUCCAUGUUCUAUUUUGCUUAGAACAGCCGCAGAAAAUAAUGUGACCGAGCCGCCUGAGGUUCUUAAUAAUGGGACGGACAUUGCAAACGAAAGUGUCACUCUUGCGAAUCAACCUUCGGCAUUAAUGCUUUCCGGUGACGCUAAUGGCCCUAACAAUGGCACGUUAAACUGCACGGUGGAGUCGGGUGACGUUCGGGAUCCCAUUAACCCGUGUUUCUCCGUAACGCACAAUUUAACAGUGAUUCCUUUGAACCCAACUGUUCCAAGUGACGUGGUUAAUUCUACUCCCAGUGCGGCAUAAUUCAUAAAUGAAUUAAGUACCCAUCUUCAAUUGUUUCAGUUACUGCUUUGGUUAGGUAUGAAAUAAUUAAGUGUGCC
Molecule: messenger RNA, 1836 nt
Organism: Cydia amplana
Lineage: Eukaryota; Metazoa; Arthropoda; Insecta; Lepidoptera; Tortricidae
Exons: 1
Coding region: 173-1759 (528 amino acids)
Source: RefSeq, a predicted model, not a curated record